AUUUUAUCUCACCAAAAAACUUUGGAUCCAUCAUCGGGAACCAUCCUCCCAUAAGGUUUUACGAUGAUUGGAUCUAGGUCUAGGAGACCAAAUAAAAAAAACAAACACAUAACGAUACUCCUCUCAUCUACCUGCCCCUUCGUCGAGGUUAUGGAGGAGUUUAACUUUGAUUCCGUCGCUGGUGAUUUGCUUUGGUGAGCUUCAGACGAAGCUUUGGUGACACGUUCCGGCCAGUUUUUCGUUCAUUUUUAUACCCCCUUGCCACUUCCUCACCUUCUUCUUCGAUCCUACUUGUGUCUUCAGGUGUGUUUCCAUCUUUAACUUGGUUAAUUUAAGAGAAUUGGAUCUAGGAUUCUUAGGUGAGGAGAAUGGGAAAUUUUUGCAUGAAUGAUGAAAUUAGGCGAGGGAAUCAUUGACUAAUGAUGAUUGCAUGUUGCUUAAGUGUUUGAUUGGAUGAUUAAGCCUUGGUGGGAAAUAAUUUGCAUGUUUUGGUUGUUUGAAUUGGGAAUUCCCAUAAAGUUUGUGCUUUUAAUGAGUAACCCUAAUAAACUUUUGUGCAUGAAUGGUGGCCACAUGAGCAUGAUCUCGGCUUGCAACCUUGAUGACAUAUGAAACACCUAGUUUUAUGUCGGUGUGCUCGAAGGUUGAUUGAGCUUAAAUGUUGGCUAUCUGGCCUUGUGAAAAGCCUAUGAUGACAUGUUGGAACUUAAGUGUGGGGGAGUUGUUUUUCUCCCCAUUGUGCAUGUCUAAUAAAUUGUUCCACGUAUAGUGCAUGUUGUUUGGUUUUUUGCAGGAUGGGUACCUCGAUGCAUCCUUAUAUCAACUACUUGGUGGAUCAGCCAGUCUAUGGGUCAAACUUUGAGUGUGGCGAAACGGGGAUAUUGAGCCCCAUUGACACCUCGACUUGGACAUGUUUGACAUGUUCCAUUUUCGAGCUGCCAUUUCAACAACUAUCGGCCAUCCCUAGUGGUGCAUUCUUCUCAUCAUUGAUAAACGCAUCUGCCGAGAGUAGUGUUUGGAGUUUUAAUCAUAAUUUUUGCACGAGCAGCCCCAAGCCGGCACGCCUAACCUAAUGUCGAGUUCAUGCCAGGAUGCUCCACCAUACCAUCGGCUAUGACACGUUGGCCGGAGCUUUGGGACUCCACAGGGGGAUCAUGACUGUCUCGGAGGGAAAACACUAGGGUUUUUAAUCCCCAACAAGUGUUUGAGGCGAUAUGCCUGUUAGUGGAGUGGGAGCAUACCUUCAUGUGGGCCACACAAAGGCGACGCAGUUCAGACCCUAGUUGAGGAUUCUCCAUAUGCUCCUGCCUCAUUGUGUGAUUCUGAGUCUCCUAGUUGGCGAAAUAGGUCACUCUUUGGGGGAUGGUGGCCUUGCACAAUAUGGGACCACCCCAAGAGCCACUUCACUUGGGUUCAGUGAUGGCGACUACCUUCUCAAGGAUUUUUGGUCGCCCUCGGGUCUACACUAAGCACCUGGGCCCCCAUCAUCACCAGACUUGCCGUGUAAUUUGGGAUGGACCUCACCCACUACACGGUGGGCCAGACCCUGAUCUUCCCGAUGGAGACACUCCGUCAUAUGAUAUUGGUUCGAAUAGAGCGAGGCAUCGAGUACAUCAAUGGCCUCCAAGCUUCUGCCAUAUUUCAACCCGUGGUGAAGGAGGCACCAGAGCCAGAGCCAGCUCGGAGAGCUCCACCACCACCAUGACGCUGUGUCUAUCAUGGGGCUUCUUCAUCAUCAUCCAGAGCAUGACCAUCUUUUCCCACUAUCGGCUUAGAGGCACGAGUCACUACCCUUGAGGGCCAAUUUGAUGGGCUGUCUUCACAGAUCUCUUGAGAGCGAGACGCUUGACAAAAUCCCCACUACCUAGUGGAGGAGCUCCAACCACUCUUCUCUAUACCUCAUCGAGGACAAUGUCGUGCUUAAGUUUUUUUUUUUUUUGGAGGGGGCGGGGGUGUACAUGUAGUUGUGAAUGGCCUAUUUGAAUGUGUUGGAGCCUUGUGAUUGCCAAAUGUUUACAAUUUGAGGGCUCCAACCACUUGUGCGUGAAUGAAUAAUUAGAUGGACA
Molecule: messenger RNA, 2066 nt
Organism: Linum trigynum
Lineage: Eukaryota; Viridiplantae; Streptophyta; Magnoliopsida; Malpighiales; Linaceae
Source: the annotation of a GenBank genome assembly